UCCAAAACCCUGGUAGUGUGCUCCGUUGAGAUAAACCUGAGUGAGAGUGAGGCGAAGGGGGAGAAAGCUAAAACUAAAAAAUGUCAUCUUCUAAGCUCACACUGUACGGAAUCGGAACCGCACUCUUCCGCACCCGUAGAACUGCACCCGUAACUGUAACUCCCCACUCUCCCUUUCUCUUCUUCAAACCCAUUCCCUUCCCGCCGUGCUUCCUCCGCCCCGAUUCCUCUUCCUCCUCCUCCUUCUCCGCCGCCGCCGCCGCCGCAGAAACCCUACCCUCCGUCGACCACCCCUGGCCGGAAUGGGUCUCCUUCGUCGACCGCUUGAACACCAAAGGCUACCUCCCCAAAACCUCCUCUUCCGACGACACCGUAAGCCUUUACGCCAACAUGAACUCUCUCAAGGACGCUUGUCUCAGCUUCGCGCGUGACCGUUACGACCUUUUCAAUUUGCUGCCUACAAAUGAUAUCCAAGCAGUGGUUGAGGGUGGGUGCCCUAAUCUUCUCCGUAAAGCUGUUAAUUCAGCUAAGAGGCUGAGAGCACACCUGCAAUUAGAUGAAGGGGAUGUUUGUGGUGCUUGCUAUCUACGAAGCUCUUGUGAUAGAGCUUAUGUGAUUCUGAAGGAUUUUGAAACUGAUGCCCGAACUGUUGAUAUAGUUCGAAUACUUUUGUUCUACGCACUAGAUCCACUUGUGCUUUCUGGAGGAGACAAACCACCGGGCCGGGAAGUUAUUGAAUCAUCUGUCAGAAAACUUCUCUCUCAGCUAAUUGAGUUGAGUGAGUCCCCUGCUCCUGCCCCUGCUCCUGCUCGUUCAAAGCCUACUGCACAGGAUGGUGUGGUAGAAGGCCAAUCUCUAAGUGUUACGACUAAUCAAUUGUUUAAAGAUGUUGAGAUGAAGAAAGGUGACUGGAUGUGUCCAAAAUGCAAUUUCAUGAACUUUUCUAGAAAUACACAAUGCCUGAAUUGUAAGGAAGACAAGCCUAAGGAUAUUAACCCGUUUACUGUUCAAAUGAAGCCAGGAGAUUGGACCUGUCCUGAAUGCAAUUAUUUAAAUUUUGCCAGAAACAGACUAUGUCUAGAAUGCAAAAUAGAGGGGCCGGCGAAGGAAGCUAAUACCAUUGAAGUUGAAAGGAAAAAAGGAGAUUGGACUUGCCCACAAUGUGGGUUCAUGAAUUAUGCUAGGAACACGAAAUGUUUGCGUUGUCCUGAGACAAGGCCUAAGAAACAUCCUGGGGACUGGAAUUGUCCCGGGUGUGGGUUCAUGAAUUUUGCUAGUAAAAUGAAGUGUUUGCAUUGUCAAGAGCCAAACCCAAGUUCCAAGAAAUAUAGUGGGGAUUGGAGUUGCCCCAAAUGCGAUUUCUACAAUUAUGCAAGAAAUAUGGCUUGCCUGAAGUGCAAUGCUGAACGCCCUAAAGAACAACCAACCGUUGACUAUGAGGACCAUGAAUGGAGACGAUCAAACUGAUUAGGGGAAAAAACGCCAUCGGGCUAUAUCAUAUAGGGAGGUCACAAUUGUGCUGGUGGGCUGUAACAAAUAUUUUGUUAUUGAUGCAUUCUCUGCCCAUUUUUCUUUCUCAAUCUUCCAAUUAAUGGUGCUAAGUGCUUCUUCACUUAUUGGAAAUGGUACAAAAACGAUAAUUAGAGAUACUUUAAAGUUAUUUGAUUGCAUAUGAAUGUGUUUUAAUAUAAUCAUGUACAGAUCUAAAAGUAAAUUUACAGA
This is a messenger RNA of Glycine soja, 1721 nucleotides long. Its product is annotated as zinc finger protein VAR3, chloroplastic. Gene Ontology annotation, molecular function: mRNA binding. NCBI's taxonomy places the organism in Eukaryota, Viridiplantae, Streptophyta, Magnoliopsida, Fabales, Fabaceae. The coding region runs from base 81 to 1466 and encodes 461 amino acids. The transcript is spliced from 8 exons. Gene Ontology annotation, cellular component: cytoplasm. The record is from RefSeq and is a predicted model, not a curated record.